Dendroctonus ponderosae (mountain pine beetle) is the source of this 537-nucleotide messenger RNA. RefSeq names its product immediate early response 3-interacting protein 1. The transcript is spliced from 3 exons. The record is from RefSeq and is a predicted model, not a curated record. Gene Ontology annotation, cellular component: endoplasmic reticulum membrane; Golgi membrane; COPII-coated ER to Golgi transport vesicle. Gene Ontology annotation, biological process: endoplasmic reticulum to Golgi vesicle-mediated transport. The coding region runs from base 189 to 437 and encodes 82 amino acids. NCBI's taxonomy places the organism in Eukaryota, Metazoa, Arthropoda, Insecta, Coleoptera, Curculionidae.
GCAAACGUCCGUGCCGUAUAGCGUGAAUAACCCUGUAUACAUACAAUUGAUGUUCACAAAAUUAUCGACACUCCAUCCAACACCAUUAAUUCACUGCAACCUUUCAGGUUAGAUCCACAGCGGAUAACCUCAAAUCACAAAUGUAAAUAUUGUGUUUCUGCUGUUUUUGUUAGUUUCAGUUUGAAAAAAUGGCUUUUUCUCUUUGGAACUUAUUUGAGGCCACUAUUCUAUGCCUUAAUGCCAUAUGUAUCCUCAAUGAAGAUCGAUUCCUCAAUAAGAUUGGCUGGGGCAAAACCUCAAACGUCCAAGGUUUUGGUGAAGGCCCCUCUACCAAAGCACAAAUCUUCAAUUUAUUGCAUUCCAUCAGAACAGUCGCUAGAGUUCCACUGAUCCUCCUGAAUGUGAUAACAAUAUCAUUGAAGCUGAUACUCGGAUAACAUCGAAUUUUAUUAUUUUUAAAAUGUCUGAAAAUAAAUCCAAAUAUUGUAUUUUCCCAGAAAUUUAUUUGAGGCAAUAAAUAUGUGCUUUUACAAAAUA